UCUCGUCAAGCUUUCAGUUGAUGCCCUCUUUGGGAGAUCUGCCAGUGGCUGAGACACACAAAGAACGUGGACUGGGAAGCCACGAGGACGGGAGGCACGCGAGGAUAAAGACCCGCAGGACACCGAAGCGGCUAUUGUCGCGUGGCAAUGAAUGGCGGAUUCUUGGGGAUGCGGGAAUGAGCCGCCCGUGGCUGGACCAGGAAUCCUCGAAUUGUUCACCCACUCACAUUGUACCGCAGUAGAAGCCACCCCUCAUUAUUGCGCUACAUCUGACUGGCUUCCAGGCGAGCCUUGGUGGGCAGCCAAUAACUGUCGCUGGCGAGCGACAGAGCGCCCACUUGAUCGUGGUACUUUUCCUCGCGCAUUCAGCCAGCUCGUUCAGGGGCCAGAGAAGCGAUCCAUGCAUGACCCGCAUGCUGCGGCUAAUCGCUCGUUAGUUUCGGGACCCCAGUCCGGGGCUGGAUUUUGGAGGAGGGGUGAAGUGGGCCUUGAAUUCGCGAGCUUUGCUCUUCUCUGUUCCUGUUCCAGGGAGCUCUUUUUUUGCAUGAUGCCAGUUUCGCCAGCCUCGAUAUUACCUCGGUUGACAACCUUUCAGUGUCCUCGAAUGACAUCUCCUUACCCGGAUGAUGAUGAUGAUGCCAACGAGGUAAUUUAUGGCUGGUCUGUUGCUGAUAUGCAAUGCACGGCGGGAGAGACCCGGGGAAGGGGUCUUGUCGGCUUGAUACAACUGUCAGCAUCGCCCGAGCCCUUGAAUGCUGACAGAAGUAGUUACGUAUUCUUCCGGACAUGGCUGGUCCCCCCUUCGGCAAGCUCGACAUACCUUACCGACAAGAUGGUUCUCGGAAUCUGGGCUGUUCCCACCUCUAUCGCCAGAAGCUCUCGCAGUUCGCUUCGAUUUCUCCAUCGAAAGGACAACAUCGAGUUGGUUCAUGGUUUGGAAACCUCAAAGGGUGUCAGACGCUGGGAAACGGCCCGAAGGAUUUACCCCUUUCCCUCCAACGGCUUCUCACUCCCUGCGCACUUGAACCAUGCCAAGCUCCAAGUAAGCCCGGCCUUGCAGACGUCAACUUUCGCUAACAAGGCUUUGCUUCACACCAUCACGCUAGCUCGGCACAACAAUCCUGCGUCUCACACCGGCCAGGCGUAUCUCCGGUACCACAUCGGCGACUCUCGGCUGUGGCGCUCGUACAAAGGCCCGCUCGUUCCUGAACUUCAUGACGGUCGCUUGCGCUCCUCUUCAUUCUCUGCAAAGUAACCCCGACAGCCCAACUAUGCGCACCUGGAGCUACGCUACUGCACGUUCGUCCGAGCCUAACUGAUCCAAGCGUCCACCGUCAAGUCCCAGCCCGACGGGAAAUACUACGCUACCCCACUGCUCGGUGUUCUAACCAAGCCGGGCAGAGUGAAGCGAUCUUGGC
Parathielavia appendiculata is the source of this 1418-nucleotide messenger RNA. RefSeq lists its product as uncharacterized. The coding region runs from base 152 to 1255 and encodes 367 amino acids. Lineage: Eukaryota; Fungi; Ascomycota; Sordariomycetes; Sordariales; Chaetomiaceae. The record is from RefSeq and is a predicted model, not a curated record. The transcript has a single exon.